UAGUUGGUUUGACGUGUAUCAUCGCUAGAGAAAAAUCAAUCCUUCUCGAGAUUCGAAGCGAGAAACAUGGAGCCAAGCAGUGUAUCUACCCGUGCGCUCAGAAUCAAAAAAGACCCCCUCAGAGUGUUAACUGAAAAUAAUGAUCUUAAUAUAAUUAUCAAUACCCGGGAUAUUAAAAAUUCGGUUCGACCGCUUCGAAAGUACAAUGAAAAUCAUGAUGACUUGCGAAUUAAGUCUAAUAAAAGUAAAGACGUGAAGCUCAAUGGGGAUGUAUUAACGCUUACAAAAGUAGAAGAUCAUUCCAAAAAUCAUUGUGAAAAUAUAAAGUGCAGCGACGAUCGUGAAAAUCAAAACCCAAACAAAGUAAAAACUGCAGAGUCGGUAAAACGAGACAUUUUCAGCGACAAGGCAAAAAGUUCGAUCACGAUAUUUGACUCUAUACUUGGUAAGGAAAAUCGUCAAGAUGUCAAAUGCAGCGACGAUCGUGAAAAUAAAAAAGUGAUCAAAGCAGAAAGUGCAGGGGCAGCAAAGAAAGAAAUUUCCAGUGAUGAAGCAAAAGGUUCGAUCGCGAAAAUCGACUGCGAACUUCAUCAGAAAAAUCGUCAAGAUGAAAAAUGUAGCCACGACAGUGAAAUUUCCAGAGAACUCGAUGAGAAAAUGAAUAUUUUCUCGCCCAAUCUUGAUGCGAGUCGAAAAGCACCGAGAGAAAAGGAGACCGUGGAAGUUCGCAUCGGCACGGCGAGCGAUAAAAUAAUCACACAAUGUAAUUUGUGCGGAAAAAUAUUCAACAAACCAUCCGGUCUCUGCAGGCACUUCAAAUCGUCGCACAAGGGUCGCUCUUACGCGUGCGAGAAGUGCGACAAGAUAUUCGGAAAGAGAGGAACUCUCAAGGCCCAUGUGGAUGUGGCGCAUCCCUCGCGCAUCUAAUGACUCGUAACAUUUAUACAAUUUAUAUUCACUUUUGUGUAAAAAAUCUCGAUACACGAUGUAGUGCAUCUAUUCAGAAGACUAAUUAAAAAAUUUUCAUUCACUGCAUA
Trichogramma pretiosum is the source of this 1037-nucleotide messenger RNA. Its product is annotated as myoneurin-like. The record is from RefSeq and is a predicted model, not a curated record. The coding region runs from base 67 to 927 and encodes 286 amino acids. The transcript has 3 exons. Lineage: Eukaryota; Metazoa; Arthropoda; Insecta; Hymenoptera; Trichogrammatidae.